GUAAGAGAUUCCAGGUCAUUGGAAUCAAUGUUCUGACAUUACAGUCAAAGUGCUCGCGCUGGAAAAAUGGUGCAAAGCUCUGUUAAAUAUAAAGCAUUAUCAAGCGAUGUGCAAGAUGAAAACGAGAGCGACUAUGCCGAAGAGGAGGACGGUGAAGAAAUUACUAUACAUUUUCAGUCGUCUUUCAUUGAUCGGCAAAGAGGGAAAAGGACAAGGGACAACUGUAUCAGGGUCAUGGUGGCCCUGAUUCUUCUGGGAAUAGUUUUUGGAUUUAUGGUCAAUGAGUGGAAUGGGUAUUGGUCUGGGGUUGAGGGUCAUCAGAACCUGUCACAUCACCAGGUGCUUGACAGAUCAAACAAGACAUUUGAGGUAAAGGACCAUGAUCACCACAACCAUCAUGGAGAACAUGAAGAUGAUGAUGAUGAGGAGGAGGUCAAGACAAACAAGAACUCUGAAGAAAAGCAGCAUGAACACCACCAUCAUGCAGAACAUGAUGAUGAAGAUGAUGAUGAUGAGGACAAGACAAACAAGGACUCUGAAGAAAAGGAGCACAACCACCACCAUCAUGGGGAGGAAGAUUAUGAUGACAAUGGCCACAAUCACACAGAUGGAGAUGAUCACCAUAAUCAUAGUCACAGUCAUCUGUACCACAAUGCUGCUAUUAUCACGGACUCGGAUAUCUGCUCCAAUAUUGGCAAGGAUAUUCUUCAGGAGAAAGGGAAUGUGGUAGAUGCAGGGAUUGCUGCUUUACUCUGCCUAGGAGUUGUCCACCCACACACUGCAGGAUUAGGUGGAGUGUUUUCAGCUAUUUUAUAUAAUCACACUACGGGAUCAUUUAAGGCAAUACGUGACACCUCUCACAAAUUGCCUACUUAUGGAGCUCCCUCGCUGUUGCAGGGCCUUAGACUACUGCACUCAAACUAUGGGCUUUUAGAAUGGAGAAAGCUUUUUGAAGGUGCCACAAAAGUUGCAAAAGAUGGUUUCCAUAUUGAUGGAAUCCUCUCCAGGGCUUUGGAAACCCUCAAGGAAAAAAUCCUCCAAUCAAGACUGUGUGAUGUGUUCUGCAAUACGACUGGCCAUGUGAAAUCAGAGGGUGCGCACAUCGCCAAUGAAAAUCUAUCAGAACUUUUGCUGAGUGUCAGCCUAAAUAGCUCCCAUUUCUUGGAAACACUGGCUGUAAAAUUGGCUCAAGACAUUUCUGAAGCUGAGAGACCAGCUUUCCUCGCUGCUGUUCAGGCUGGCAGUGGGGAAAUCAGUGAGCCCCUUAUCACAGAAAAGGAGAAAUACGCCAUUCUCUCAGCCCCCUCCCAGCUCACAGGUAGAAUGGUAUCCAAUAUAUUAGACAGAGUCAGGGAGCAAAACCUUUCCUUUCAGAGCGAUGGAGGUUUUAACAAUGCUAUAGCAUCCUAUAACACGCUUUUAAAUUUGGCACAUGAAUUUUUCAACACAAGCCUGAGUGAGAUAUUAACAUUAAAUACAACAAGCAGUCACAUAGGGGCCCUUGAUAGUCAUGGCAAUUUUAUAGUAAUCUCCACCUCGCUCAACAGUACAUGGGGAUCUGGGCAAUACUUACCGAGUAGCGGAGUCUUUCUCAAUGACUUUACCUCAAACAUCACUCAGUUGCCUUUUUUCAGUUUUCCCCUAGUGGUAAAGAUUAAAGGUGAAGAUGAUGCAGAUGAUCAUGACAUUAAUGGUGAGGCACAGGAUGAUGAGAUGCAGUUUGUUGCUGUGACUGGAGGGCUGUCUGCCCUUUUACAGUCUGUGGUUAUGCUGAGGAAGCUGGUGGACUUUGGAAUGUCUGCUCCUGAAACGGUGAACAGUCCUCUUCUUCAUAUAAAGCCUGGAGGUCCCAAGCUUCUGUCUGGCUGUAUGUGUGUUGUCACAAAUGGCUCUACAGUCUACAGUAUGCUUUCAGAAGGAGAUGGGCAGGUACAGAAGGUAGAUGGAUGUUCAGACCACUUUCUAUCCAUGCUGCUGCAGCUGAAAGCAGAACAUAUAGGAGUCUAUGGAGUCCCUACUACUGAGGUCCAUGCCGAUGGAUACUAAGGCAAAUACAUUAUGUCUGGACAGUUAUAACAUAUCAUUGUACACUCACUGAGCACUUCAUUAGGAACACCUGUACACCUACUUAUUCAUGUGAUUAUCUAAUCAGCCAAUUGUGUUGCAGCAGUGCAAUGCAUAAAAUCAUGCAGACUAUGAGUCAGGAAAUUCAGUUAAUGUUCAAAUCAACAAUCAGAAUGGGAAAAAAAUUGUGAUCUUAGUGAUUUCGACUGUGGCAUGAUUGUUGGUGCCAAACGGGUUGGUUUGAGUAUUUCUGUAACUGCUGAUCUCCUGGGAUUUUCACACACAACAGUCUCUAGAGUUUACUCAUAAUGGUGCUAAAAACAAUAAACAUCCAGUGAGCGGCAGUUCUGCGGAUGGAAACGUCUUGUUAAUGAGAGAGGUCAACGCAGAAUGGCAAGACUGGUUCGAGCUGACACAAAGGCUAUGGUAACUCAGAUAACUACUCUGUACAAUUGUAGUGAGCAGAAUAGCAUCUCAGAAUGCACAACACGUCAAACCUUGAAGCUGAUGGGCUACAACAGCAGAAGACCACGUCGGGAACUUUAUUAAGGCCAUAGUGUUCCUAAUAAAGUGUUAAGCGAUUAUAAAUAAAUUAUAUUUUGCACUUUAUGAGGCUUAUUAAUCGUACGCCACUUGUUGAAAAUAUCCUAAAAAAUGUGCUUCAUGUGGUAACAUCUAAAUUAACUGGUUAGAGUCAAUUCAAAAAUAUGAUUUAACAUGUCUAAAUCAGUCUAUAAAUUAAAAUCAGAAAUAAAUUAGGUUACACCAACAAAACAUUUUAAUGGUAAGAUCAGGUAAAAAUAGCUCCAUAACGUAACAUUGCAGGUUAACACUUUUUUUCAGUGCAUGUAAAUGUGACAUUUUCUGUAUUUUUGUGGGGGAGAAAACUGUUUACUGAUAUUUUAGGUGACAAGCUUUUGAUUAUUGGGUGCAUUUGUUUUUUAUAAGGAAGUAGUUGCCCCUUGUUUUUUCUAAAACAAGUUAGGUAUGUCCUAAAUGUCACACUGAAUGUCAUUGCGCCUUACACUGUAUUUAUAAAGGAGUGCAAAUUUAAAUUUUAUAUGGUUUUGAAUACAUUUAAAAUGUAUUUAAUGAGAUGUGUUUAAUGAUUUUCAUCACAAAUUAGCUGCCUGUUGUAGUUCUGUUAAUUGGUUUGUUUGUUUUUUCUUUCUCUUGGUUGCUAAACUUUUAUUGUCUUUUUGAUACGUAGAUCUAGAAGGGGAUACUAUGCUAAAAAAAUAAAUAAAAAUAAAAUAAUUGCUGCUGAAGCAGAUUUUGUGAUUGCACAAAAAGUUUUUGGUAUAUCGUCAUUGACUUGACUGGAUGCACUGUCAGCUUUGAUUUCAGUUCUUGUUUACUUUUAAAAUGCUUUUUCAUGAAGCCACAUCCCUGGAAAUGAUGGUGAAGAAUACAUCAAGACUACACUAUUUUGUUUCAUAAUGUGGAAUGUUUGCUCAGAUGAAAAGCUCUUACAAUGGUAAGAGCAUAGUGGUGGUGGUGUAGUGGGCUAAAGCACAUAACUGGUCAUCAGAAGGUUGCUGGUUCAACCCCCACAGCCAUCACCACUGUGUCCUUGAGCAAGGCACUUAACUCCAGGUUGCUCCAGGGGGAUUGUCCCUGUAAUAAGUGCACUGUAAGUCGCUUUGGAUAAAAGCAUCUGCCAAAUGCAUAAAUGUAAUGUAAAUGUAAUGUACAAUGCAUUAUUUACUAUUUUCCCAGUCAUUACUACUGAAAUAACAUUAUAACGCACAAGAUGAGGAAUAUGAGUCAAAACUGACAUGUUUUAAUGAUUUCUGUAUAUUUGUACUACAGAAUGUGCUGAAACAACAAAGUAUGAAUAAAAACACACUUGUGAUUUUAUUAAACACUGAUUAUUUUAUGUAUUUUCAAUGGUUUGAACUUUUUAAAAUGACUUUCUUCCUGAAUUAAACUGAU
This is a messenger RNA of Myxocyprinus asiaticus (Chinese sucker), 3999 nucleotides long. RefSeq names its product glutathione hydrolase 6-like. Gene Ontology annotation, cellular component: extracellular exosome. The coding region runs from base 67 to 2046 and encodes 659 amino acids. The record is from RefSeq and is a predicted model, not a curated record. NCBI's taxonomy places the organism in Eukaryota, Metazoa, Chordata, Actinopteri, Cypriniformes, Catostomidae. The transcript has 4 exons.